AUGGCAUAUCCUUGCUUCACCAAGAUAUAUCGCAAGAAUACAUACCCGGCCAUUGACCCUUCAAGGCCUGAGUUGUCAGCAAAGGACAAGACUGUGAUAGUGACGGGCGCAGGCGAAGGAAGCAUUGGCACUGCUGUCGCCUUCGCGUUUGCAAAAGCAGGAGCCCAGAGAAUCGCCUUAGUCGGAAGAACCGAAGACACUCUCCAGAAAACAAAGGCAACAGUUAAUCAAGCAUUUCCUGAUGCAACAGUGCUGGUAUUCGUUGCGGACAUCUCCAGAACAGAGAGCGUUGGUACUGCUGCACACCACAUCAGAGUCGAGUUGGGGGCUUGGGAUGUCUUCGCAAAUUGUGCAGGGUACUUGCCGGACUUGACUACCCUCGCGGGAGCAGAUGAAGACGACUGGUGGAAAGCAUUCGAGAUCAAUGUCAAGUUCGCCGCUCACUUUGCAAAGCACUUUUUACCCAAGUGCCGUCCGAAUGCGACGUACAUCGGCACGAAUGCUGCAGCUUGCCAUUUGAGGGCCUCGCACUUUCCCAAAACCUCUUCGUAUCUUGCUUCAAAAUUAGCCAUGGCGAAGCUCGAUGAGUGUCUGGCGGACGAGAACCCAAGACUCCGAGUAUUUACGGUCCAUCCCGGUGUCAUCCCAACCAAAAUGACCGAGAAAGUCAUGGGAAAUCUUGACCAGCUUCCAGCUGGCGACUUAUUGGACGAACCAGAACUCCCCGCGAAUUUCAUGGUUUGGCUUGCGAGUUCGGAAGCUGACUUCCUCAAGUCGGGAAGAUUUCUGUGGUCCAAUUGGGAUGUCGAGGAGUUGAUUGCCCGCAAAGCAGAGAUCGAGGCGGACCAGGCGCUGUUCAGGAUCACCAUUGGAGGAUGGCCGUUUCAGUAA
Cladophialophora psammophila CBS 110553 is the source of this 891-nucleotide messenger RNA. RefSeq lists its product as uncharacterized. Lineage: Eukaryota; Fungi; Ascomycota; Eurotiomycetes; Chaetothyriales; Herpotrichiellaceae. Gene Ontology annotation, cellular component: cytosol. The transcript is spliced from 2 exons. Bases 1 to 891 code for a protein of 296 amino acids. Gene Ontology annotation, molecular function: oxidoreductase activity. The record is from RefSeq and is a predicted model, not a curated record.